Molecule: messenger RNA, 4044 nt
Organism: [Candida] anglica
Lineage: Eukaryota; Fungi; Ascomycota; Pichiomycetes; Serinales; Debaryomycetaceae
Source: the annotation of a GenBank genome assembly
AUGGCACCGACCAUUCUGACUUCAGAUGUGCGUAAAAUGUACUCACAGAUGGCCAAGACGGUCAUUAACUUUAUUUUGGCACACCCCAGAUCGGUAAUCCUUGUGCCGUCCAUUGUCGUGUUUUUGAUCUCCUACAAUGUAAUAUAUGAUUUUUUGAUAAAAUCAGUUAAUGACCAACUUCAGUGGCUUCUCAACGGUAAGAUCACAUACUCACAGACCAGACUCCCGGACCUUAUACAGAACUUGGAAACGUUAGAUUGGAUACACUCAAAAUAUACCCUCACAAAGAUAUCGUUAUCGACAACGACAAAAGAUGUGUUCACUUACUCACUUAUCAAUAGCAUUGAUACCUUUCAAACACAACUUUUUGAGAGAAUUGAUCCAUCACAAGGAGCUGUGGUGUCACCACUCUCGUUCUGGCCAACGCCACAUGUCGAUGUCUCUGGCGUCUUCUCUAAAUAUGAUGAACAAGUUUAUCUUGGUAACAUCAUGACAUUCAUCAACUCUGGAGACUCUGAACAGUUGAACACAUACUUUUUGAAAGAAAUUUCCAAGUCUAACAGUUUGAUAACAUAUGCCAAUUCCUUUAUAUUAUAUGUUAUCAACACCACCAACAGCGAAGGCACAACUCGCCUACUUGACUUUUUGAGUGAAUAUUCAGACCCAAACCUACACGUGGAGGAUGUAAUAUCAACGUCAAAUCCCAAGAGUGUCACUGACUUUGUACGAUCAAUUUUGUAUGAAGCCAAGGGUGACCACUAUGUACAUGGUAUUUGUCUGUUUCUUGUUAAUUCAAGUUAUUUCAGAGUUGUAUCGUAUAUUUUAUUUUUUGGAUAUGUGUCGUUGUGCAUCUUAAACCAAUAUAAAGUCAGGUCAAAAAUUGGUCUUCUUAUUGGCUGGUUCGUCGAGGUUUUAAUCUCUUCAUGUUCGGCAUUGGCAGCCACCAGUUAUCUUUCAGGAAGACUGUGGAAGUCCAUGUAUGCCCCACUGACAGACUUGGCAACUUUUUCCUACGUAUUCGUCAUACUGUUAAUAAGCUCUAACAAUAUGCUUACUAUCCUUAGCUAUUUAUCCGGAGAAACUUGGUAUUGUGAGGGAGAAAAUUUGUUGAGAAUACGUCUAUUCAAAUUUUUCUUAGGAAUAGAUCCAGUUGAAUACUCAACUUUGACAACUUUCAGAAGAAUGUAUCCACGAUUUUCAUCAUGGUGUCCUGUUUCAAUUGGAAUUUGUAAAGUGAUAGAUGUAAUACAUUCUAUACUUUUCAUACCGCCAACUACAAAGUAUUUACUUUUGAAUUUGUUUGAAUUAUUUAUUUUGAGAUUUGUAUUAUCUCAUGUUACCCUUAUAAUAUAUCAAGAGAAGUUAGGAGCAUAUAUCAGUCAAAAGGUUAAUGAUUUUGUGCUUGCAAUUGCUGUUGCAUUGGUAAUAGAUCACUUAUUACAACUAACCUAUUUGGUUAGCAUCAUUACAGUAGAUUUAAAAAGGUUUGAAUUUACUGAUUUGAUCAAUACCCAUACAGUUUCCAGUUCACCUUCUUCUACACAAACGAAUGGAGAUGACUCAACAGAAAAUGACACUUCUUACCGUAUGUUACCAAACUUUUUGACAUCGACACCGUUCCAGACGAAUACAUCACCCAAUGAAGAAUUAUUUGGAGUUAAUUUAUUCUCAUCCAAAUUGCUUAAGCUUUCGCAAGAUCCUUCACUUCGACCUAAACGGUCUUCAUUCCGUCACAAGCUUGGCCAAGCUCUUUUAAAGUUUAAGAAUCCUCUCCCUCUGAUCCAUUUUUUCAUUGUUACCACUGCCAUUCAAGUGGCUUUAUUUAUAGGGACUACAUUUAGUUGGUCAUUAAUGGUUCCACACGGAUUAGUUGGCGAUGAAAGUGGAAUAUAUGACGUUCAAGUCGAGGUAAUUCGCAAUGAAUUUGAUAUGAUUUAUUAUCUCGAAUUAUUGUCCGUACUUAUGAUCAUUGUUGCCAGUGCAGGGUUGACUUUUAAAUUUGCUCAUUCUGGACUGGGAGAAGAAGUUCAAAGAUCGGAUUCCAUUGAUAGUGAAUUUGAACUUGAAGACGAAUCAACAAGAUAUUUUAAUUCUAUUGAUUUAUUUGAGAAUGGGCAUAAAUUGGAUGUUUUGAAAGUUUGUACCAAUUCUAGCAGUCCCUUCAUUGUAACAGUUGGGUUGGAUCAUAAGAUUUUCAUUUGGUCUCCUUUGCAUAAACCCAAGGCUCCUGCUCCAAUAAAUAUUUCUGCCAAAAUUUCGGAUACCACUGCAAAUACACAAAUCGGGAAGGAAUUUUGGCCAGUGAAUCAUUUAAACAUCAGCAAUGACGGUAAUUACACUGUUUUGAUUGAUUAUAGGCAUUCACUUGUCAAAUGUUACGAAAGAAAAUUACUUCAAUACAUCUGGGAGAUAAAUUUACCAACAGAAAUCACACAGGGGGUUCCCAAGAAGUUUAAGAUUCUUGAGUCGUUCUUUAGAAGAAGAACUGUUCCUGGAUAUUUAACUAGAAAAAUACUUCAAAAGAAAAAGGAAGAUAAAAGAAAAUCACGAAAAAGAACAGGAAGUGUCUCUUCCACUACAUCCACUCUAUUAUCAUUCAAUGGUAAUUAUGAAGCUCCACAAUUUGUAUCAACCUCGAAAAAUGACAUUUUUGGAAUUAGUGAAGGAAGUGAAACCUCAACUACUCUGAAACGUGAAGAAAAGGAACAACUAUCAAAAGAUGAUUUCAUUAUGAUUUUAGAAUCAGGUUUAAUAUAUGCCAUAGCUUGUUCUGAUGGUAGUUAUAAGACUUGCGAUAUAUUUGAAACGAUUUAUGAAGCCGAUGAAAGAAUUGGAUUGAAACUUAAUUCGGUUACUAAGUUGUCCACACCAAGAGUUACGGAUAGAAUUAUUUGUCAUGUUAAUAAUUGUGACAUUAUUGUGGUAUCAUUAUUGAAUAAUAACUUUAGUAUCAAAAAGCUCAAAAUUCAACAAGGAUUUUACAACAAAGGUCUGGCAAUGGUAGCUCCUUUGAUGAGAGCAGACUCAUUUAGAGAUACUAAUGAUUUUAAAUCAAUAUGCGAAACUCCUCAAAUGUCGAUUAUUCCUGAAACUGGGAACUCAGUCACGCCAAUCACAAGCGGCUUUCAAUUGAAUAAAGCGGUUAUCGUUACAGUUGAAUUUGUUGGUAUGAUUGUUAGAGUAAGAGAUUUGGGAGCAGAACUCAUUGAUAUUCAGACGGGUGUACUUUUGAAAACAUUUUGCAUUGGUCAUUUUAAACCUAAUUCGUUUAGGGUGUCACAUCCAGAACCUACGUAUUGUAAGUUUUGUGGAUGUGCAUCCAUUCAAUCAUUCUCAUUGAUAUAUCAAGACCAGGACAGUGAUACCUUGAUCAUGCAUACAUUUAAGAUUGAUACUAAAAAGUCAAAAAAUAACAUUUGUUUAAGAGUGGAAAGAGAUCCUAGAGAAAUUAGAUGUCUUGGAUUUAAUGCGGUUACUGAGCAUCAACAUUGGUUUGAUAAUAUAGAAAGAUGGGAAAUGACUGAUAUUAACAUGAUUAUUGGUAUUAGGAAACGUGCACAAACCGUGACUUUACCCACUGAAGAUGGAAUUCCUGCAAGAAAUCGUCAUUUUUCUUCAAUUACAGAAGGUAGCGGAUUAAGUUCACUUAGGUUAAGGGGAAAUAAAUCAAAGAAAAAUACUGCAACUCCCGAAUUAACCUUAGAUGAUAUAUGGGAAGGAUUCAUAAUUACAGCAAAUGAUGGGAACUUGAUGAACUACAGAAUUCCUUCUAAGAAUGCACUGGAACUCUCACUAAGCGUCAAUAAAGUCCUUUGUAUGGAAAAGUUUGGAUAUAAGUCAGUUGUAAUUACUUUUGGAAAUUUCAUCCAAGUUUUAUAUCUUGGCAGUGAUAAACUCAUUGAAAAGGAUCUUUAUUAUUCGGGUGCAAAUACAGGAAUUGCCUCAGCAUUACCAUCUACUGAUGUGAAUGUUGGUGUAAACAAUGAAUUAUUAUUCAUUAACAAGAGAAGAAUGCAUCGCGAAAGAUCACAGAGAAUUAGGUAA